UGGGCUAUGGGAUGGAUGAAGCUGAGCAAGACCAGUACGAAGCCCAUCUGAAAGAGCUCUUUGACAGCUUCGAUGUCACUGGCACUGGCUCUCUGGGGGAGGACGAACUGACCGAACUUUGCCACGUGCUGCAUCUUGAAGAAGUAGCUCCAGGAGCAUUGCAGGAGACCCUUCUGCAGGAGGGUCUCCCUAGGCGGGUCCACUUUGAUCAGUUUAAAGAUGCACUAAUCCUCAUCUUGUCUAGCACAUUAACAAAUGAAGAGUCCUUUCAGCAACCAGAUUCUUCACCUGAAGCCCAGCCCAAAUACAUCAAGGAUGGAAAGCGCUAUGGGAGGCGGUCCUUACCAGAGUUUCAGCAAACCGUGGAGGAAUUUGCAGAGGUGACAGUGAUUGAGCCUUUGAACAAGGAUGCUCUCUCAUCCCGUCUCUCCAACAAUGACUGUGAUGAGAAUUGGCAAUCACAAGACAGUGAAGAAUAUGAAGCUGAAGGCCAGUUGAGGUUCUGGAAUCCUGAUGACUUGAAUACAUCUCCAAAUAUCUUCCCCUCUCAGGAUUGGAUAGAGGAGAAGUUACAUGAGGUUUGCAAGAAUCUUGGAAUCUCCCGAGAUGGUCACUUGAACAGAAAGAAGCUUGUCUCCAUUUGUGAGCAGUUUGGUUUGCAGAAUAUUGAUACUCAGAUCCUGGAGGAAGUAUUUCGCAACCUUGACCACAACAAUGGCACAAUGAGCAUAGAAGACUUUUUCUAUGGGCUCUUUAAAAUUGGGAAGCCUCUCCCACCUUCUGCCUCCACUCCAUACAGACAAUUGAAACGGCAUCUUUCUAUGCAGGCCUUUGAUGAAAGUGGGAGACGAACCACCCCUCCCUCAGCAAUGACAAGUACAAUCAGCUUCCGUGUCUUUUCCAGCCUGGAUGAUGGGAUGGGCUACGCUGCAGUGGAACAAAUUCUUGAUGCUUGGCAAGAACAAGGCAUAGAGAAUAGUCAGGAGAUCCUGAAUGCCUUAGAUUUCAGUUUGGAUGGAAAAAUUAACCUGGCUGAACUGACUUUUGCCCUGGAAAAUGAGCUUCUCAUAGCCAAGAAUGGGAUAUACCAAGCAGCACUGGCUGCUUUCAAAAUGGAGAUUCGGCAUUUGAUAGAACGCGCUGAUCUAGUUCUAAGGGAAAAGGACAAACUACUUCUGGAUUUGGAGAAAGUGGAGAAAAGAGCAUCCCUAAUGGCCACCGAAGUGGAUGAUCAUCAUGCUGCCAUUGAACGCCAAAAUGAAUACAAUCUAAGCAAGCUGGAUGAGGAGUACAAAGAUCGUGUUGCAGCUCUCAAAACAGAGUUUCAGAAAGAUUGUGAGCGGAUACAGCAGCAGGCCACCAAGCAACAAGCAGAACUGGAGCAGGAGGUAGAGAAGAUGAAAACCGAAGAGAAUUAUCUCCAGGACCGCCUUGCUCUGACCUUGAAGGAAAAUAGUCGCUUAGAGCAUGAGCUCCUGGAAACUGGAGAGAAAUUGGUGAAGUAUGAAAGCAUGAUGAGCAAACUGCAGAAUAAUUGGGAAAAUGUCUUAGUAGACAAGUUUGGAGACCUAGAUCCUGGCAGUGCAGAGUUCUUCCUUCAGGAGGAGCGGCUGAGUCAGAUGAAGAAGAAAUACGAACAGCAGUGCAGGGAACUUCAAGAUCACAUAGAUGAACUUCAAUCUCAACUGGAAGAGUAUCAGAUACAAGGCAGAAUUAUCCGACCUUCACUGCAAAACACUCUGUAUGAGGAGCUCAAUGAUUGUGGAGUGCAAAGUAGUCAAGAGCCUGCUUCUGAGGACUGCAGCCAUCUAAACAUGAGCAUAGAAGCCGAAAUAAUUAUUGAACAACUAAAGGAUCAGCUUCACCAGGAUGUCUACAACUUGCAGCAGGAGCUUGAAAACACAGUAUGCCAUUAUGAAAAGCAGCUUGAGGAGACCAAAGCCAACUAUGAGGAGGGACAAGAGAACGUCCAGCAGGAGUACUGUCAGGAGAGACAAGUGUUAGAAGAACAAAUUGAGUGUCUGCAAGUCCAGAUUUCUGAGCUUCAGGGACAGGUGGCAAGCCUGAGGCAGGCCAGCUCCCAGCAGAGUGUGGAAGGGAACAGUCUCCAGAUAUGCCUGGAUGAGAAGGCUAGCCUUAUAGAAUGCCUGAGGAUCGAUCAUGAGAGGGAGCUCCAAGCCAGACUGAAAGAGGCAGAAGAAAACUUUAGUCAUGAGAAGGAAGAGUUGAUUCAGUCUAAAUCCUGGUUGGAAGAAAGAAUGAGAACUUUAGCACAGGCCAUCCAAGAAGAAAAAAUGGAGCUAGAAAAUGGGUUCUUUGGAGACCUAGAUCCUGGCAGUGCAGAGUUCUUCCUUCAGGAGGAGCGGCUGAGUCAGAUGAAGAAGAAAUACGAACAGCAGUGCAGGGAACUUCAAGAUCACAUAGAUGAACUUCAAUCUCAACUGGAAGAGUAUCAGAUACAAGGCAGAAUUAUCCGACCUUCACUGCAAAACACUCUAUAUGAGGAGCUCAAUGAUUAUGGAGUGCAAAGUAGUCAAGAGCCUGCUUCUGAGGACUGCAGCCAUCUAAACAUGAGCAUAGAAGCCGAAAUAAUUAUUGAACAACUAAAGGAUCAGCUUCACCAGGAUGUCUACAACUUGCAGCAGGAGCUUGAAAACACAGUAUGCCAUUAUGAAAAGCAGCUUGAGGAGGCCAAAGCCAACUAUGAGGAGGGACAAGAGAACGUCCAGCAGGAGUACUGUCAGGAGAGACAAAUGUUAGAAGAACAAAUUGAGUGUCUGCAAGUCCAGAUUUCUGAGCUUCAGGGACAGCUGGCAAGCCUGAUGCAGGCCAGCUCCCAGCAGAGUGUGGAAGGGAACAGUCUCCAGAUAUGCAUGGAUGAGAAGGCUAGCCUUAUAGAAUGCCUGAGGAUCGAUCAUGAGAGGGAGCUCCAAGCCAGACUGAAAGAGGCAGAAGAAAACUUUAGUCAUGAGAAGGAAGAGUUGAUUCAGUCUAAAUCCUGGUUGGAAGAAAGAAUGAGAACUUUAGCACAGGCCAUCCAAGAAGAAAAAAUGGAGCUAGAAAAUGGGUUCCAUGAGAAGUUGCAAAGGCUGAUGGAGAAGCAGGCCCUGGAGAUGGAUCAGCUACAACAAGAGCUACUAAGAGUGCAUCAGCAAGAGCUCCAGGAACAAAAGAUAAAAAUGGAAAAUGAGUAUAAUGGAAGAAUAUUUCAGAAAGAGGAAUGGUUCACCGCUGAACAACAAACACUUGCAAGGAAGUAUGAGGAAACCAUAAACAAACUUGAGGAUCAGCAUCAACAAGAAUUGCUGAAGUUCUCUAGGCUGCAGUUAAAUGAGAAAUCCCAAUGGGAAUCUGAAAAAAAUAAAAUUCUCCAGGAAGGCAUUGAGGUCCAAGCAAAAUGGAAAGAAAAACUGGAAAAAGAGACAGCAAUAUCUUCAUUACUGGAACAAGACAAGAAACUUCUAGAGACAAAUUACAAGGAGCAGCUGAACUUGUUGAUCUUGGAGAAAGAGCAACUUCAACAAGAGGUUCAGGACAUGAAAAAACAAGAAAGUGAAUUGUGUGAGAAACUUCUGAAGAAGUUUGAGUGUGAGAUGGGGCUAAGGAAAAGAGAAGAAAUGCCAACAUUAGAGGAAGAACAAAAGCAACUUAGCAAAAAGCUUGGAAGACUGGAAACAGAAUUUGCACAUGAACAAGAAGAACAGAAUUCUAAGACUUUGGAGUAUUUGAAGCAAGAGAUGCCCAGCAGAGCAACAGAAGAAAAAAAUGAAUUGAAAUCAAAGAUCUUAGUGCUUGAAAAUAAAAUAGAAGAUCUACAGCACGAAUUGCAAUGUCAAUCCAAACUGCAAAGCAAUCUUGUUUCUUUAAACAAGGAUGAGGAAGCAAAAGGAAGUGACUUUCUAGAAUCUGUCAAGCCCCGGGACCCUGGAAAAGAGAUAAAUGUUCUUUCAAAACAAGAAAUAGUUCAAGAUCCGGGAGAAGAAAAUAGUGUAGGAACUACCUUUCUGACGGAUGACUUGUUAAAAGAACCAGAAAAAGAACCAUCCCAAUGCCCUGGAUUCAUCCCAUUAGUUCCAGAAACAUUUGUAGGUGCACAGUUCCUAAGUGUAACUGACAAAGACAGCAGUCAAGUUGUAACAGAAGAUGGAAUGAAAAAAUUAGACAAAAUUGCAAUUCCAAACAUGAAAAAUGGAGGGACAACAGCUGAAGAAACCAUGGAGACUUCACAUGUCUUGCCGAAGGCCUAUGAAGAAAUUUUGGCAGAGAAUGAAGCCCUUAAACUGCGACAGAAUCAGCUUCUGGAGAGGAUCAUUCUGCUAGAGACUGAAUGCAAUCAAGCAGCUCAUGCACGACAAGACAUGGCUUCACAGGUUCAGAAGGAGCUGGAGGAGAUCCUUAAAACUAUUCCCCAGCCUAAUGUGUUGGCAUGUGGAAGUGAUGAGAAGGGGGAAAGUUUACAUUGGGAAAAAUUGCCUACUGGCUGUGCAACCAAAAACCAAAUGCUCUUUGCUGAAGCUUUGGAUGCUGAUUUAAGCGUUGAGGAAAUGAGUGCCUACUCUCUUUUAUUUGAGGCAGAUCAUGGAGAAGCUAGAACUGACAAGGGAGACCUCCAUGAUAUAGUAUCAGGAUUUUGGGAUAUGGAUAUGAUGGAAGAUGCAGACUCCAGAAUAGGAUCUAAAAUCUUCCAAUUUCCAGAAGAACUCAAGCUGGAAAACCAAGCCCUAAAAACAGAGAUAAUCAAAUUGUUAGAGCGUAACAAUAAAUUGGAGGGAUACAUGCCAAUAUUUAUAAGCCUGCAGUCCAGGCUAGAUGAAACCAACCAAGACUGCUUAACACUUGAGGAGGAGAAAGGGCAACUGUUACAGAAAGUGAAAGACCUGGAAAAGAAACAGGACCAGUUGGUGAUGGAAAAUGCCAACCUGCAAAAGUCAAAGCUGAUUUUGCAAAGCCAGCUUGGCAAACUAGAUGAGCUCAUGCUGAAUCUGCAACCCCAGAAGAGUGGACGGCUGAGCCGUUGUGAGAAUGUCACCAAAGAUGCAGAAGUGGACAGGAAAGGGCUUCAUGAGCUGAACCGGAAGCUCAAAGAGAAAAUAGCAGUGCUCCUGAAGCAGAAAGGCACCCAUACUCAGGAGAAGGAGAGUCUGAAUGCUGUUCUUCACAGUUUGCAGAGCACCUACAAUGAGCAGCUUCAGAAGAUUGAGUUUUUGAGGGAAAAAACAGAGACCGUGCUGAAGGAGAAAAUGAUCGUGCAGAAGAUAGCUGAAAGCUUGAAGAAGCAGGUAUCUGAACUGAAAGCCAGGAAUCAACAAUUAGAAUUGGAAAAUGCUGAACUUGCCCAUCGAAACUCUCCAAGUCGAGCAGAUAUUCAAGAUUCUAACCAGCAGCUUAUGAAAACAUUUCGGCAAAAGGAAAAGGAGACUAGGAAAUACAUGUCAGAAGAAUGGGAAAGAGAGAAUUCCCAGCUCAAAGAAGAACUGGAGAACUCUAAAAUUCAGUCCUCUUCAUUGGUCUCAUCCUUGGAAACAGAGCUGGGUCAGCUCAGAAUUCAGGUUCAUGGUCUGGAGCAGGAGAACCAUUUCCUCAAAGAAGAACUGGAGAAUGUAAAACAGCUACCCAGUUGCCUAGAUCUCUCUGAGCUGGAGAGUGAGAUUUCCAGUGUCAUCAUAAAAAAUCAGAAGCUACUGAAAGAGAAAGAAGCCCUCAGUGAAGAGCUGAACCGGUAUAUGGAGAAGGCAACUAAAGUGGCCUUCCUAGAGAGCCUCACAGCUUCUCUGAGAGAGGAGAACUCAUCUUUGGAGCACCAGAAUCAGCAUCUGAAAGCACAAAUGGCAGUAUCACAAGACAAGAUCCAGAAUUUUGAUGAUAUUGUGCAAAAUGUCAGCCUUCAGGUAUCCAGGCUCAAAUCAGACCUGAGGGUUACCCAGCAGGAAAAAGAGAAUUUAAAACAGGAAGUGAUGUCAUUGACUAAGCAACUGCAAAUGGCCAAUGAGAAGAGUCGGUUCCUGGAAGCAGCCAUGCAUUCAUCAGGGAUACAGAAUCAGCAGAAGAAGCUUUGUUGGGGUGAACUGGAGCUGAUCAAGCAGGAGAAUGAGCAGCGGCAGAGGGAAUUCCAGGGUGCCAAAUCGGAGCUAUCUCAUUCUAGGGAAAAGCUGCUUCACUCAAACUCCAGCAUGAUGCUUAGCCCACCCCAGCACCCUCGAGAACUGCAGGAGAUCCAGCAGCAAGGAUGUCCUGUUGUCCCGUCCGAACAAUACCAGCAGCUCCAGCACCAGUUCCUACAGGCAGAGAGGAGGUGUCAACGCCUGCAGGAGGAGCUUGAGAAUCGGCCUUUGGAAACAAACAUGCCCCAGGGUGGAUAUGAGCAGCUACUACAGACUAUGGAGAAACGCAUGAUGGAUGUUGAACAACAGUUGAGGCUGGUAAAACAGCUUCUCCAGGAUAAAGUCAACCAGCUGAAAGAACAGCUUGUAAGAAACACAAAAGCUGAUGAAAUGGUGAAGGAUCUCUAUGUUGAGAAUGCUCAGCUGCUAAAAGCUUUGGAGUUGACAGAACGGAGGCAAAAGAUGGAGGAGAAGAAGAACUAUCUGCUAGAAGAAAAAAUAGCCAAUCUUGGCAGAAUAGUCAAGAAUUUGACCUCCAAUGUAGGAUCAUCAGCUCAGCUGGGAUCUUAGUGCCUUUCUCUACUUGCACUUAACUAUAGAGCAAACAUGUCUUGACCAUUUAUUUUCUGCCAUAUUGCAAGACAUAACCUUCAACUCAUCACCAGCCUAUGUGUGAAACUUCUUAAGUCAUAAUUAGCUGUACCAGUGUUAAAAUAGUAUUUCCUUACUUAUUUUGACUGUACAUGUACAAUUUGUUAGACUUACUGGAUUAUCUAUUACUUUAGGAGAAAGUCAGAUGACCAUAAUGACUUGAAACAAAGGCAAUAGAGAUUGGAUAAGGAUGGGCAAUUGGAUAGCAAAUUUCAUGCUGGUAUAGUCCCCAAAAGGUGUAGAUAGCACUUCAGGGGUGGGGAAAGGCCCUAAGCUAAUUACCUGUUUAUGCAGAAUUAUGCACUUUAUUGAAAGGUGAACAUUUCAUCUAUUUUAAUGCUGCAUUUUGAUAGUUGCAACUUUGGGGCUGUUUGUUCUGUGGUCAAAAAUAAUCUCAC
Protobothrops mucrosquamatus (brown spotted pit viper) is the source of this 7150-nucleotide messenger RNA. RefSeq names its product ninein (gene NIN). Gene Ontology annotation, biological process: centrosome localization; microtubule anchoring at centrosome; centrosome-templated microtubule nucleation. NCBI's taxonomy places the organism in Eukaryota, Metazoa, Chordata, Lepidosauria, Squamata, Viperidae. Bases 12 to 6671 code for a protein of 2219 amino acids. Gene Ontology annotation, cellular component: ciliary transition fiber; mitotic spindle pole; pericentriolar material. The record is from RefSeq and is a predicted model, not a curated record. The transcript has 30 exons. Gene Ontology annotation, molecular function: calcium ion binding.